Molecule: messenger RNA, 3498 nt
Organism: Chenopodium quinoa (quinoa)
Lineage: Eukaryota; Viridiplantae; Streptophyta; Magnoliopsida; Caryophyllales; Amaranthaceae
Product: protein ABSCISIC ACID-INSENSITIVE 5-like
Exons: 5
Coding region: 1809-3068 (419 amino acids)
Biological process (GO): positive regulation of DNA-templated transcription
Cellular component (GO): nucleus
Molecular function (GO): DNA-binding transcription factor activity
Source: RefSeq, a predicted model, not a curated record
GGUCACAUUUCAAGUUCUUGCAACAAUAAAAAUUAGUAAGACACGCGUCAAAUGAGGGAUCCACGCAUGAAUCCACCUGUUGCACACGUGCUAACAGUCUAACACCUCCAUCAAAUCUAACAAUCUCACUUUCCUCUAUUUUUUUUUUGGUGAAAGGAUCUCACUUUCCUUAUGAAAAUACUAAAACACCCCUAUUACCUUUACCUAAGGCGGAGUCCAUUGUUCAAAACAUAAAAGAAAAAAUUAAAAAUAAUAAUCCCACCUUUGGCACAUCUGUUCAAAAUAAUCCCACCUUUACGUAUUCUAGAAAUAAUUCCACUUUGUACCCCCAUCUUCCCAAAAUGAUCCUUUUACCGGUUUAUGAAUUAGUAACCUGUUUUAAAUAAUUUUAAAAAAAAUAAACAAAACAAUUUUUUUUUAAAAAUCUCCCAGCCCCAGCCUGUGUACGAUCACCCCCUUCAUCGCCGGACUGAAAGGGCCCGCCACCCCUUUAUCACCACCAUCACAACCCCCUGCCGUCGCCCCUUACCACCAUCACAACAAAGUCUCACCUUCCUCCGCUGUUGCUGCCACCACAACUCACCGCCACCAAGCGAACCCACACACACCAAAUCGCCACCACCGCACCAAAUAGCACAACAUCACGUGCGAAGCUCGUGAUUCGGUUCGGAUUAUACCCAGGUUUGUGCACCCGAUGCUGCUAUUGUUGGCGGAAGUAGGUGGAGCAGGGGUUGUUCUUGGUGCCGUUGUGGGCUGUGAUGCGGAUUGUGGAGUGAAGAUGCGGUUUGUGAUCAACUGCUGUCGAAUUUUGGUGAGGUGGAGUGCGGCGACCUGAGGAGUGAGCUGGGCUGCUCUGUUGGUGUCGCGGGACUGUCGGGAUUGGUUGUUGCGAGGUGAGGGAUGGUGGCUGCACGGUUGUGGGGUGCAGGGUAGGACUGCCGGGGUUGGUGCAGUGAAGAAGAAGCUAGAAUGAAGAUUGUUUGGGUGGAGGUCAGGUCUGUGGUGAAAGGGGGUGGGGAUGGGAAUAGGUUGGAAUUAGGAUUUUGGGAGGAGGUCAUGUGGUGGUGUGAUGGUGGUUAUGGUGGUUGACAUGGAUGCAGCCAUGGAGGGGGUGAGGUGAGAGAAGAGGGAUUAGAAGAAAAUAAAAAAAAAAAAUUAAAAAAAAAAAUCUAACCUGUUUUACAGGUUGGAGGUAAAAAGUCUCAUUUUGAGAAUAUGCGGUACAAAGAUGGAAUUAUUUCUAAAUUACGCAAAGAUAAGAUUAUUUUGAGAAUAUGUACUAAAGGUGGGAUUAUUCUUUAAUAAAAUCCAAUUCAAUAAAUAUUCAUAGUACUCAGAAACUUUAAAAAAUGAAAUAAUAAACUUUUUAUAUUUUAAAAUUCAUUUCUGUGGUCCCCAGAUAAACCUUUUCUCAAUACUACCGUCCUGUGUGACGGCCCAAAAAUUAAUUGGGCCCCUAGAAAGAAAAGGAUACCCCACAUUUUAAGGGCUACCGUUGUCUAUUUCUCCUCCUUUACACCCCAAUUUUUCCAGUACUCUUAUUGAUUUUACACACCAAAAAAAAAAAAAAAAAAAAAAAAAAAAUCUCAAGACUUUUUUUUCUCUCCACAUUUUUUGAUGGGUUUUCCAGCAGAAACUUGGAUGUCUCAGAUUGAAGAAAUUGGAUUGAAUUUCUACUAUUUCAUCAAAUCAGCUUCAUAGUCCAGAAAACUGCUUCCUACAACAGAUUUAAAUCGAAGAGUUCAACCGGAGCUCUGAAAGGUUAUCUAUAUUCGGUGGAACUAAUAACUGUGGCGGUGAAUUUACAAAUGGUAGCGGCUGAAUUGGAAAUAAUGGCACAAGCAGAGGUUAAUUCACCAGCAAUGACAGCAACCAUAGAUCCUCAUCACAACCCCAAAAACAAUCACACAGACCAUAAUCAUAACCAUGGCAACGGCGGGACCAACAAUAAUAACAACAACAACUACGCGUUCCCAGCCUUGGGGCGCCAGUCUUCAAUUUACUCUCUUACCUUGGAUGAGUUUCAGCAUACUCUUAGUGAGAACGGCAAGAAUUUUGGGUCGAUGAAUAUGGACGAGUUCCUAAACAGUAUUUGGACUGCUGAGGAGAACCAAUCUCAUCAUGGCCACCAUCAUGAACAUCCUAAUAAUGUUCAGCUGCCUUCUGUUAGUGUUGCAGCUUCUUCGAGUAGUAAGGGGGCUAUAGCUAAGCAGGCGAGUUUGCCGAGGCAAGGCUCCCUCACCCUCCCAGCACCACUGUGCAGGAAGACAGUUGAUGAAGUUUGGACUGAGAUUCAGAGGAUCCAACAGCCUGAGGAUGAUGAACAGCAGCAAAAUAAUCAGCAGCAACAACAGGUGGUAAAUUCCAAUGAUCCUCAGCGCCAAGCGACGUUUGGAGAGAUGACUCUAGAGGACUUCCUGAUUAAAGCAGGUGUUGUUCGCGAACAAUGUGGGCCCACGGCGCCAACACCAUUGGCAGUAGCACCCGCUCCACCUCCAGCUCAGCACCCGCCUCACCACCAAUUUGGCUUUAGUGCUCCCCAGAUGGGUCCUACCUUCGUCACAAGGCCCAUGAUGGGCAUGGCCCCAGGAGGGGCCUACCAGCCUAUGCCACCAAGUGCAGGAGAGAGUUCCGGAUACACAGGGAAUGGAAAGAGGAGUAAUGGGUAUCCAGCUCCAGUGGUAGGGCCCUCAGUGGCCUGUUAUGGAGGUCGUAUGAAUAAUGGAGGUGGCCCUGGUGGAGCUUUCACACCUGGUGCACCAGUUAGCCCGGUUUCUCCAGAGGGUAUGUGCGGGCCAGGUCAGGUAGACAAUCCUGGUGGCCAGUAUGGGAUGGACAUGGCUGCGUUACGAGGGAGGAAGAGGAUUAUUGACGGCCCAGUGGAGAAAGUGGUGGAGAGGAGGCAGAGGAGGAUGAUCAAGAAUAGAGAGUCUGCUGCCAGGUCUAGAGCCAGGAAACAGGCGUAUACCGUAGAGCUGGAAGCAGAAUUAAAUCAGUUAAGGGAGGAGAAUGCACAAUUAAAGCAGGCCCUGGAUGAUAUAGAGAGAAAGGAAACAGCAGUAUCAUGAGGAGCAGAAUUUACAGGCAGUACUGAGCAGGGCACAGAGAACUCAAGAUAAGCUGAGAACAAUGAGGAGUCGGAGCUGCACCCUUUAGAUUAGAUUCAAAGAGGAAACUGAGUCCGGAUAUAGUAUUUAGUAGUAAUUAUGUAAUCUGAUCUUCAGAGAUCAAUAAUGUAGUGUUAGUUGUUCUUUUAGGUUAUAUUAUACACAAAGCAAAACAGCCUACCUUUCUCUUCUGUUGUCAUCUUUAAAAUGCUGUAAAUAUUUUCUGCUUUUUAGCAAUCAGUUGCAGAAUUUGUAUAUGGAUUUCAUCCUCUCCUUAAUGUAUCGCAAACUUAACAGGAGAAUCUGUCAGAUAGAAAUUCAAGUCAAAUUUUGAAACAAGUUGCUAAUUCUCAUUAUGCGUUCUGAAUAUAGGUUUAUAUUGAUCAGUCUA